Doryrhamphus excisus (bluestripe pipefish) is the source of this 1466-nucleotide messenger RNA. RefSeq names its product osteoglycin, paralog a (gene ogna). Gene Ontology annotation, cellular component: extracellular matrix. Gene Ontology annotation, molecular function: protein binding. Gene Ontology annotation, biological process: bone development; articular cartilage development. NCBI's taxonomy places the organism in Eukaryota, Metazoa, Chordata, Actinopteri, Syngnathiformes, Syngnathidae. The record is from RefSeq and is a predicted model, not a curated record.
UUUGACACAUCCCGACAGGGGCUUGAAGCAGAGCGCAUCUGCUGACCCAAACUCAAACGUAUAGCGAACUUUAGUGUCGCUGACACAUUUGCUCGGGGGGAAAGCAUGAAGGCGCUUAUACUAACGAGCAUGCUGGUGCUGCUAUGGCUGGGGACAUGUUCAGCCAGGAGCUCUGAUCACGACUCAGGAUCAUCACCUGGAAGGGACCUCAGCAGGUUCUUCAGCAACUAUUGGAAAGUGACGAGGGCCAGGAGAGCACUGCCUCCAGCUGAUGAAGCAGACGAUAGCCCAAUCCCGGCAGUGGCAGAUGAAUCAGACCUGCCAACCUGUCUGCUGUGCGUCUGUCUAACUGGCUCAGUGUACUGCGAAGAGGUCAGCCCGGACAUGACCUCUGUUCCCACCCUUCCUAAGGAAACCGCUUAUCUGUAUGCCCGCUUCAACAAAAUAAAGAAGAUCAGGACCAAGGACUUUGCUGACAUUCUGACACUGAGGAGGAUUGACCUGACGGGGAACCUGAUCUCCGAGAUUGAAGACGGAGCGUUCUCGAAGCUAACUUUAUUGGAGGAACUGUCGCUAGCUGACAACCGGCUAGUCAAACUCCCGGCACUCCCUGCCAAACUGAAAUCCUUCAACGCCAACAACAACCUCCUGAAGACCAAGGGUGUCAAAGCAACAGCUUUUAAGAAACUGACCGGACUGGUCAACUUAUACCUGGCCGACAAUGAGAUGGAAGCAGUUCCACAGAUCCCAGAGAAGGUUCGGAUCUUACAUCUACAGAACAACAAUAUCACAGAUGUGAACAUAGACACCUUCUGUAGGUCCAAUGACACCUACUAUCUUCGACCUAGCCUCAGCGAGGUCCGGCUGGAUGGAAACCCUGUGAUUCUCUCAAAGUACCCUGACAGUUUCACUUGUUUGCAAGUACUGCCUGUCGGAUGGUACCGAUGAAGAACCAGCAACGUUACUGUCAUCCCUUCACAGUGAAUGGAACAGUUUUUACUGAAAAAUUCAGUGUUUUGGGGGACUGGACCUCAACAUUACAAAAAAAGUGUAGAAUUCUGAUGAAGAAUACCAAGUCAACUGUAGGGAUUUAUUAUUGUGUAAUAACUGUCUUUAGCAUCCGUAACAGGGCCUCUACUGUAGUGCUGUCUGACAAUUGGUCAAAGAAUAGUGGAGUAGUUUUCAUGAACCCGACAAGUAGCAGUAAAUAGUUUCAUAAGUUAACCACUGAUGAGUACGUUUGAAGUAUUAGUUAUUUCAGUCACCUCUCUAAUGGCAGUAUUUUGUCACAAAGCUUCAUUUACAGCUUUAAUUUAUAAACAUCACUUGAAUUGAAGUAGGAACGCAUUAAUCGAAUGUAAAGAUUACUCUAUUGCUAUUAUUUAAUCCAUUUUUUGUAAUCUCCCCGUGAUAAAUGAUUACCAAUGUGUAUAGAAUAGUGACUGUACAGUAAUAUGUGGAUGUGA